This is a messenger RNA of Diversispora eburnea, 1845 nucleotides long. The record is from the annotation of a GenBank genome assembly. Lineage: Eukaryota; Fungi; Glomeromycota; Glomeromycetes; Diversisporales; Diversisporaceae.
AUGGUUGAGAUUGAAAAGUCUAACAUUUCUGGUUAUACUAAAAAGACUUAUAAAUUUCAAGAUAACCUACCAAAGUUACCAAUACCUCCGUUAGAAGAUACAAUAAACAGAUAUUUAGCUGUUGUUAAACCUCUUCAGGAUCACGAGCAAACUAUUGAGGUUGCAAAACAAUUUCUUGAAAAUGAAGGUCCAGAACUUCAAGAAAAACUUAAAAGUUAUGCAUAUGAUAAAUCAAGUUACAUUGAAGAAUUUUGGUAUGAUUCAUAUCUCAAUUACAGCGAUCCUGUAGUUCUUAAUCUGAAUCCAUUUUUCCUUCUGGAGGAUGAUCCUACACCUGCUAGAAAUAAUCAAGUAGAACGAGCUGCUUCAUUAAUAACUUCCUCUUUAAAGUUUGUUCAUGCAUUGAGAACUGAAACUUUGGAACCUGAUUUUUUUAGAGGGUCUCCUUUAUGUAUGUCACAAUUUCAACGUAUGUUCGGAACGGCUCGUUUACCAACAGAAAAUGGAUGUAGAAUGAAUUCAAAUAAUGAAUCUAAACAUAUUAUUGUUUUGUGCCGUGGUCAAUUUUAUUGGUUUGAUGUAUUAACCAAAGAUAAUGAAGUUGGAAUUUCCAAAAAAGAAUUAGUGGCUAAUCUUAAAACUAUAAAACAAGAUGCACUUAGUUUACCAGUUGUUGAGAUAGCAAAAAAUGCUGUUGGAAUUCUUUCUACCGAAAAUCGUAAAAUUUGGGCUAAUUUAAGGCGUAUAUUAGAAGAUUCGUCAGAAAAUAAUAAGGAUUGUUUAAAUGUACUUGAUUCUGCAAUAUUUGUUGUCUGUUUAGAUGAAGGAUCACCUUCUUCUUUAGAUGAGGUAGCGACAAAUAUGCUUUGUGGUACUUAUGAUAUAAAAGAAGGUGUACAAGUUGGUACCUGUGCUAAUCGGUGGUAUGAUAAAUUACAAAUUAUUGUUUGUGAAAAUGGUUCUGCUGGAGUUAAUUUCGAACAUACGGGUGUUGAUGGUCACACUGUUUUACGUUUCGUUUCGGAUAUUUAUACCGACACAAUUAUACGCUUUGCUCAAACCAUUAACAGCCAUACAAAAUCUUUGUUAAAUAAUUCUCAUAAUGAUAAAAAUUUUAUUGACACUGCUCCCAAAAAACUUGAAUGGAAUUUAACUCCGGAAGUUCGCAUUGGAAUAAGAUUUGCUGAAACAAGAUUGAGCGAUCUUAUCUUACAAAAUGAGACGAAAGUUUUGGAAUAUGAAAAUUUUGGAAAAAGUUUAAUUACAUCUUUUCAAAUGACUGCCUAUUAUGGUCUCUACGGAACAAUAGAAUGUACAUACGAACCAGCAAUGACCAAGACUUUCAUUCAUGGUCGUACUGAAGCAAUUCGACCAGUUACUUUGGAUGCAAUAGAAUUUGUAAAGCUUUGGUGGUCUGAUGCAUCGACUUCUAAUAAACUUAAAGCACUCCGUAAAGCCAUUCACACACAUGUAAAUUUGACAAAAAUGUGUUCAAAAGGAUUGGGACAAGAUAGACACUUAUAUGCAUUACAAUGUGUUUGGCAAAGAGAGAUUCGAUCAAAAUCCGAAAAUGAAGGCCAAAUGCCAGCUAUAUUCGGAGACGUUGGUUGGCAAACAUUGAAUCAUACAGUUAUUAGUACAAAAAAUUAUCUCAAUAAUGUUUAUCAACUUCUACAAUCAGAAAAGCGAGCACCUGGUCUAAAACGUAGUUCAGAAGGUGAGAACAUUAGUGUGGUCUCCGGGUAUGGAUAUUUUGAUGCUGGGGAUUACCUUGAGUAUCGUAAGGAAGAGAGGAGUGAAGAAAUAAAAAGAGUUGGAAGAACUUUAAAUUUAGUGGAAUAUUGA